This is a messenger RNA of Myotis brandtii (Brandt's bat), 5691 nucleotides long. RefSeq names its product heat shock transcription factor 2 (gene HSF2). The coding region runs from base 125 to 1681 and encodes 518 amino acids. Gene Ontology annotation, molecular function: DNA-binding transcription factor activity; sequence-specific DNA binding. The record is from RefSeq and is a predicted model, not a curated record. Lineage: Eukaryota; Metazoa; Chordata; Mammalia; Chiroptera; Vespertilionidae. The transcript has 12 exons. Gene Ontology annotation, biological process: regulation of DNA-templated transcription.
AAAGCUUAAUUACAGUUUGGCACUUAAUUGGAGUUUGUUUCUGUUGCCAUUAACAGUUACAAAUUGUUGGUCUGAAGUUAUCAUAAAAGGAUUGCCCAGUUUGGGGGUUCUUAUAUACAAUCUCAUGUCAGAGGACCUUAACUAUUUGACUUUUUUAUUUUUUCAGAAUGGUCAAAGUUUUCUGGUUUUGGAUGAACAAAGGUUUGCGAAAGAAAUACUUCCCAAAUACUUCAAGCACAAUAACAUGGCAAGCUUUGUGAGGCAACUGAAUAUGUAUGGUUUCCGUAAAGUAGUACAUAUUGACUCUGGAAUUGUAAAGCAGGAACGAGAUGGUCCUGUUGAAUUUCAGCAUCCUUACUUCAAACAAGGCCAGGAUGACUUGUUGGAGAACAUUAAAAGGAAGGUUUCAUCUUCAAAACCAGAAGAAAAUAAAAUUCGUCAGGAAGAUUUAACAAAAAUUAUAAGUAGUGCUCAGAAGGUUCAAAUAAAACAAGAGACUAUUGAGUCCAGGCUUUCUGAGUUAAAAAGUGAGAAUGAGUCCCUUUGGAAGGAGGUGUCAGAAUUACGAGCAAAACAUGCGCAACAGCAACAAGUUAUUCGAAAGAUUGUCCAGUUUAUUGUUACAUUGGUUCAGAAUAACCAGCUUGUGAGUUUAAAACGUAAAAGGCCUCUACUUCUGAACACUAAUGGAGCCCAAAAGAAGAAUCUAUUUCAGCACAUAGUCAAAGAACCAGCUGAUAAUCACCAUCAUAAAGUUCCACACAGUAGGACUGAAGGUUUAAAACCAAGGGAGCGGAUUUCAGAUGACAUCAUUAUUUAUGAUGUUACUGAUGAUAAUGCAGAUGAAGAAAAUAUCCCAGUUAUUCCAGAAACUAAUGAAGAUAUCAUAUCUGAUCCCUCAAACUGUAGCCAGUACCCUGAUAUUGUCAUUGUUGAAGAUGACAAUGAAGAUGAAUAUGCACCGGUCAUUCAGAGUGGAGAUCAGAAUGAACCAGCCAGAGAAUCCCUAAGUUCAGGCAGUGAUGGCACUAGUCCUCUCAUGUCUAGUGCCAUCCAGCUAAAUGGCUCCUCCAGUCUGACUGCAGAUGAUCCUGUUACCAUGAUGGAUUCCAUUUUAAAUGAUAACAUCAAUCUUUUGGGAAAGGUUGAGCUGUUGGAUUAUCUUGACAGUAUUGAUUGCAGUUUAGAGGACUUCCAAGCCAUGCUGUCUGGAAGACAGUUUAGCAUAGACCCAGAUCUCCUGGUUGAUCUUUUCACUAGUUCUGUGCAGAUGAAUCCCACAGAUUACAUCAAUAAUACAAAAUCGGAGAAUAAAGGAUUAGAAACUACCAAGAACAAUGUAGUUCAACCAGUUUCAGAAGAGGGAAGAAAAUCUAAACCCAAAACAGAUAAACAGCUUAUCCAGUACACUGCCUUUCCACUUCUUGCAUUCCUUGAUGGGAACCCUGCUUCUGCUGUUGAACAGGGGAGCACAGCAUCAUCAGAAGUUAUGUCCUCUGUAGAUAAGCCCAUAGAAGUUGAUGAGCUUCUGGAUAGCAGCCUGGACCCAGAACCAACCCAAAGUAAGCUUGUUCGCCUGGAGCCGUUGACUGAAGCCGAAGCUAGUGAAGCCACACUGUUCUAUUUAUGUGAACUGGCUCCUGCACCUCUGGAUAGUGAUAUGCCACUUUUAGAUAGCUAAAUUCCCAGGAAGUGGACUCUACAUGUAUAUAUUCAUCAAAAUGAUGAACUAUUUAUUUUAAAGUAUUAUUUGGUACCCGUUUUUUUGUAAAUUGCUUUGUUUUGUUUUAAUUGGAUACUGUGGAAUCAAAAGCACCUUUUGCUUUUCUCACUAACCACACAGUCUUGCAAAGCUUUCAGAUACUACUCAGCUAUAUAGGUACACAAAAUGUAAUGCACAUUAUUGCAUAUCUUUAAGUUGGAUUCAGGUGGGCAUUUUUUUCUGAUUGUAGUAAAUUUGAAUUAUUUUUUAUAUAUAUGCCCAUUAACCCAGGUUAAACUUUUAUUUGUUUUACUUGUUUGAUGCUGUCUGUUGGCAUUGAGUGUAAGUCACUAAAAUUAAUGGUAGAACUCCUAAAGCUUUCUAUGUUCCAAUUACUUUUACUAAGUAUUUUUCACUUGGCUUAUUUUUAAAACUGGGAACAUAAAGUGCCUGUAUCUUGUAAAACUUCAUUUGUCUCUCUUGGUUCAGAGAAGUUCAUUCAUGUUCAUCAGGAAAGGCAAAGUAUACAUGAGUGCUUGCUGUCUGAUAUGGUUCCAGUUCUGUAUACCUAGAAGGGGAUGGGAUGGUGUCAGCCCAAUCCACCUAGUUGGACUAGUUUUAAGUAAAAGUUUUUGGUUUGUUUUUUGAACCAUAAUAUUUAGUAAAAUAAAUAUAAUGAAUGUUGCAUUCUAGUGUUUAUUAUGUGUCUUCUUUGGAGGUGACAUCCACAUGAACCAUUUUUUUUUUCCUUUUCAUACGAAGUAGAUAGAUAGACUUAAACUGUAAACUGUAUUGUCCUUUCUUAAUAUGAGUUACAUCAUGAUCUUUGUGCCUCAUCUCAAAAGAUAGACUGUAUUGCAAAAAGGGAGAAAUAUAAAGUCUCUAAACUUAAUGUUUUAUAGUUCUUUGUUUAAAAAUUAUAGUGGCUUGCUUUCUGUUUCUAAUAAAGAACUGAGAGAAUUAUGCCUCUCAUUGUUCCAAAUGAGUAAAGAACAUUAUCACUGGAUGCCACUAAGGGCCUAUAAUUUUUGUUCUGAGAGAAAGUCAGGUCACUGUCUCUUUGGGACAGGUGCUCAGAGGAUUAUAGACACUUAAUGCAAGAUAAGGCCAUCUCUUUUAUCACUUGAAGAUCAGGCAGGGGGCUAGAAGCAGUAUGGUGCCUGAAUAUUCUGCCUGAAUAUUUUAUGGGGCUACCUAAUGAGGUAUUACACAGGUGGCUUCCCUAUUGGCUAUAUUCUGUCUCUUGAUAUCUUGGAAUUUCUCUUGCUAUGAUGCAAAAAUUCAAAGUAAAGCCUAGCACAGGAAUAGAAAACCCUUUCUUAGCAGAUUCUAAAAUAUUUGGCUCAGACAAUGGGAUCUUAGUGAACUAAUUAAAGACCUCAGAAUAGUUUUCUGCAUAAGCUUUCUAGACGUUUUCAGGUGAAAAGAGUUGACUUGGAGAGAGAACUUUAGAGACCUUUUCUUUUUCUCUUCCCUUCCUCACUGGGAUAUGAUCAAGUUUCUUCUCUUUGGGGAAAUUUUGGAGCUGUGAAAGUAUUCUAAAGUGAUUAUGGAAAACUUCAUAUCCCUUAGUAAUUUUAAGUUGACAUUUUAAGAUUCAGAAUGGAUAGAAGGUGUAUCUAUUUUGUCUAAUGUGAAAAGAAUAAUUGUUAAGGGGGAUAAAGCCUUGUCCUGAGGCAUCUUUUCAGGCAGGUCAAGUUUAGGAAGGUACGCAUGAAAUGGAGAUCUGGAAACUGAUUCCUUUAAAAAUAAUUUGGUUUGUGUUUACCAGAGAAAGUCUCUGUGUACUACUUGGAAAAUAAAUUACCAUCAUAUGAAGACAGUUAAUUUAGAGGGUAACUCCCAUCUCUAUCCCCCUCCAACUUUCUUCUACCUCAGAGAGAUAAAAUAGGAUGUAGCUUGUAACUUACAGAGAGCUAAACGUUUUAUUCAAGGUGUGUCGCUACAGCUGGUCCUCCAUUAUUUCAUUCACUGUUGUUUCGUUAUAACGUUGAUGAGGAAAUCAAUUCCCAGCUGGGGCCACUGUGUAGUUUGCAUGUUCUUUCCAUGUCUGCGUGGAUUUUCUCUAGGACUCGUUUCCUCCUAUGUCCCAAAGAUGUGCACGUGAGGUUAAUCACUGUCAAUAAAUUGUCUCAGUAGAGUGUGGGUGUGGGUGUGAGUGUACCCCGUGAUGGAAGGGUGUCCUGACCAACUUUGGUUCCCACCUGGAGCCCUGAGCUGCUGUGAUAGGCUCUGGCCACCUGCACAUGAACUGGAAUAAGCAGACUAGAAAAUAAUUAUCUUGUUUUUAUUCAUCUUUCUUAAAUGUAUGUAUAGAACACAUUUCUGUGUGUAAUACUAGAAGUAUUUGGGGUCUUUAGAAGUUUGGUGAUGUUUUUGUGAACAGAAAUAUGCCAGAUGAACUUAACAAUUGUUUAUAUCAAUUAGCCUAUGAUAUAGUUGGUUUUGUUGUAUGACAUUUUGAUGAACAUGUACAGAAUCCUACAUUUAAGAAUUAGCACCUAGACCUUUGUUUCAAACAGAUAGGAAUUUUUUUUUUUUUUUGAGAACUGGUUGCACAUUGGGCAGUAGAGCAAAAUCAACCUAUUUCAAGAAAUUGCUAUCAAACAGACUAUAAUACAAAUAAGCUAGACUUUGACAGUUCUGAGGAACAGUGCCUGGUAUUUUGUAGUGUUCCCCCAUUUGGGGUUACCUGAUUUUUUUUUCAUGGUUAGACUGGGGUUAUUAGGUUUUGGGAAAGACUACAGAGGUGAAGUGCCAUUUUCAAUAUAUGUCAAGGUACAUACUGUCAAUGUUAACUUCUCACCGUUAACCUUAACUUAGAUUGGAAUGUCAAAGGAACAUUUCUGUGAGCCCAAAGGUUCAACAAUAUCUUCCAUGCCAUCUCAAAAACCACCCAAGUGGCCAUGGCGCCACUGCCUUACACACGUCAGUUUAUGUGUUUCUGUCUGCCAGCUAGAUUUUAAACCCAUCAGCUUUGCAAUCAGUGAGCCACUUCCAUAUAUGUAUCCUAUUGGUUCUAAUAACUACAAAAUUAACAGAAGCUCUCUUUAUGCUAAAUAUAUACCUGAGAAAAUUGAGGGUGAAGAAGAACAGCUUUUGCCCAGUAAAUAAGGAUGCUUUUAGAGAUGUCACUGGGCAGCAAGACAAGGACAAUGGAAUCCAAUCAAAAUUAAACACUUUCGCUCUGCAGAGACCCUGUUAAGAUGGAAAGACAAAGCUACAGACUGGGAGAAAAUAUUUGCAAACUGCAUAUCUGAUAAAGUACAAGUACCUAAAAUAUAUAAAAAACUCAACACAAAUUAAAAAAAAAAACAAUCCAAUUAGAAAAAGGCCAAAAAGACAUGAAUCGACAUUUCACCAGAGGACACAUGGAUGGCAUAUAUGCACAUGAAAAGAUAUUGUCCAUUAGCCAUUUGGGAAAGGCAAAUUAUAACCACAAUGAGAUACCACAUUUCUCUCAGGACAGCUAAAGUAAGUGAUAUCAAAUGCAAAAAUCCAAAGAAACAACUCAAAUCAAAGGUGUGACUAUGAAAUGCUACUGUCACUCUGGAAAAUAGUUUGGCAAUUUAUAAAACUAAACACUUAACCCAUCCACAAGGAUUCCUCUAUCCCUUCAUCCCUGACUCUGGGGAACCAGUAACCUGUCCUCCGUUUCUCUAAUUUUAUCAUUGCAAGCAUGCUAUAUAAGUACACCACCAUAUGUGACCAUUUGGGAUUAGUUUUUAUAACCCAGCAUACUGCCCUGGAGAUCAUUCAAGUUGUACCAGUAGUUCACUCUUUUUAAAGUAGUGUUCCAUGAUACAGAUGUACCACUGUGUUUAAACCUUAACCUGUUGGGCUCCUAUGAAUAUUUAUGUAAUUUUUUGUGUGAACAUUAGUUCUGGGUAAACAUCCAAGAGUUUUGUGGACAUUGUUUUGUGUAUAAUAUUGGAGAAACUCAGACCAUUUCAAAUGAGUUACUGAAUAAAAUGUAAUAAAACUUCUAA